GCAAUCUGUCAUCAUAGCAGCGUUCUUCCUGGCUCUGACUUGGGCGAUCGGUGGACUUCUAAUUUAUGCUAUACGGGACGCAAAUCGUAAGGCAGACGCUAAGAAAGCUGCUUCAAAGCAAGAAGAGCCAGCAGGUGCUCCUGCAGCAGGACAGCCACGGAGGGCAGCACCACGAGGCAAUCGGCUGCAGGCAGGCCUCAGGCGCCGACAGGCAGCAGCGGCGGCGGCAGCGGCUGCAGCAGAGGAGGCUGACGACGGCUCUGGAAGAGGGGAAAGCAGCGGUGGAGAGGAUGCAGAUGCUGAGGAGGAGGCAGGGGGCGAGGGAGGGAGAAGGCGCGCAAGGGAGGCACGGCGGGAGGCUCGGCAGGCAGAGCGGCACGUGCUGGACGCGCGCAUGCGCAAGCGGGAGGCGUAUGAUGAGCAGAGGCGGAGGCGGGAUGCAGAGCGGGAGGCAAAGGAGUUAGCAGAGGAGGAGGAGGCGGAGAGGCUGGCGGCUGAGAAGCAGGCGAGGGAGGAUGCAGAGGCGGCCAAGUGGAUGGGACAGAUUGCUGUGGAGCAGCAGGGCGAGGAAGCCCAGUCUGAGGAGCAGGCUCAGGGCCUCCUGCAAGCCUUCAUUGACUACAUCGUGGAGCGGAAGACCGUCCACCUGGAAGACCUGGCGUCAGAGUUCGGCCUGCGAGUCCAGGAUGCGAUUGCCAGGGUGCAGGCGUUGGAGGAGGAGGGUCGCAUCACAGGGGUCAUGGACGAUCGCGGCAAGUUCAUCUACAUCUCGCGCGAAGAGAUGGCCGCCGUCGCAGACUAUGUCAAUAGCCGCGGCCGCGUCGCAAUCGGCGAGCUGGCCGCCAAGUCCAGCACCUUCAUCGACCUCGAGCACAAGAAUGCACCGCGUGCAACCGCUGUGGACCUGGACCUUGAUCUGGGCGAAAUGAACGUACCACAGCCAGCCCUGGUCUCUGUUGACGCUUAG
This is a messenger RNA of Coccomyxa subellipsoidea C-169, 967 nucleotides long. RefSeq lists its product as hypothetical. The transcript is spliced from 7 exons. Lineage: Eukaryota; Viridiplantae; Chlorophyta; Trebouxiophyceae; Coccomyxaceae. The record is from RefSeq and is a predicted model, not a curated record. Bases 395 to 967 code for a protein of 190 amino acids.